Messenger RNA from Hibiscus syriacus, 853 nucleotides. Its product is annotated as calcium-dependent protein kinase 34-like. The transcript has 6 exons. Lineage: Eukaryota; Viridiplantae; Streptophyta; Magnoliopsida; Malvales; Malvaceae. The record is from RefSeq and is a predicted model, not a curated record. Gene Ontology annotation, molecular function: enzyme regulator activity; calcium ion binding. The coding region runs from base 1 to 627 and encodes 208 amino acids.
AUGGGCGGCUGUUGUUCUCGUGGCAAACGCAACAACAGCGAAAAUGUAGACACCUCCACCGCGCCCGGUGGGAAUAACAACAACGACCCCACCUGUUCUCGUUCACAACAGACUUCCUACAAAACCGCGCCUUCGUCGUCUCAUCAAGGAGCCUCAACCACCAAGCCUUCGAAGACGGGACCGAUCGGACCGGGAGGUUCAGAUAAUGCACCAUUUGACCGGACAGCCUUGAACCAGGAUACACUGCUUGACAACGCAGUGCUAACCAGGCUCAAGCAGUUCAAAGCCAUGAACCAGUUCAAGAAAGUCGCCUUGAAGGUGAUCUCAGGGUGUUUAUCAGAGGAAGAGAUAAGGGGAUUGAAGGAGAUGUUUAAGGGCAUGGAUACCGAUAACAGUGGGACGAUAACACUUGAAGAACUCAAGCACGGGCUUGCUAAGAAAGGAACAAAACUAUCAGAAUAUGAAGUUAAACAAUUAGUGGAAGCAGCUGAUGCAGACGGGAAUGGAACGAUAGACUACGAAGAGUUCAUCACAGCAACAAUGCAUAUGAGUCGAAUGGAUAGAGAAGAACAUCUCUACCGUGCAUUCCAGCACUUUGAUAAAGACAAUAGCGGGAUGGAAGAAUAAAAUAUGACGAAUUCGUGGCAAUGAUGAAAAAAGGGAACCCAGAACCAAAUCUAAAAAAUUGACGUGACGAAGUCAUUUGGAUUUUUCACCACCGAUUAAAAUGAAAAAAAAGGACUUUCUGUUGAAUCACAGCUUUUAUGAGAAUGAAGAAGUUGACGUGAAAAUAUAUAUGCAUGUAUCAGUGCAUUCGAACCAUUAAUAUAUACGACAUAUGUGUUUUUAUGUA